Molecule: messenger RNA, 5257 nt
Organism: Scophthalmus maximus (turbot)
Lineage: Eukaryota; Metazoa; Chordata; Actinopteri; Pleuronectiformes; Scophthalmidae
Gene: aass
Product: aminoadipate-semialdehyde synthase
Exons: 24
Coding region: 162-2951 (929 amino acids)
Cellular component (GO): cytoplasm
Molecular function (GO): saccharopine dehydrogenase activity
Source: RefSeq, a predicted model, not a curated record
GUCCUGAGCGGAAAGGGAUUAGUGCACGCGGAGGAAGCCACCGAAGUUGCAGCUCGUCUCACCUCUGGGUGACACUCCGGUGUUUGUGAACCGUCGCCACAUUUCUUCGUCAGGAGCCGGCGUGGUGAUCACAAACUGGUCAGAAAGGGUCAGGUGAAAUAAUGUUCAGACUCCUCAGUCCCAGAGGCAAGAGGCUGCCGAGCUGCCUCACAGGCCAGCGCCGCUAUGAGCAUCACAAGGCCGUUUUGGCCAUUCGCCGUGAGGACAUCAACCCCUGGGAGAGGAGGGCGCCACUGGCUCCUCGCCACGUCAGAGAGCUCACGAACGCCGGUGUCAAGGUCCUAGUCCAGCCAUCCAACCGCAGAGCUAUCCACGAGAAGUACUACUCAAAGGCCGGGGCUGUCAUUCAGGAGGACAUUUCGGAGGCGUCGCUGAUUAUUGGAGUGAAAAGGCCGCCCGAGGAGAAGAUCAUGGAGAGGAAGACGUACGCUUUUUUUUCGCACACUAUCAAGGCACAGGAGGCCAACAUGGGUCUUCUGGAUGACCUACUGAAGAAGGAGGUUCGUCUUAUUGACUACGAGAAGAUGGUCGAUCCUAACGGCUACCGGAUCGUAGCGUUUGGCCAGUGGGCAGGUGUUGCAGGAAUGAUUAACAUUUUGCAUGGACUGGGGCUGCGCUUCCUGGCUCUUGGCCAGCACACUCCCUUUAUGCACAUUGGCAUGGCUCAUAACUACAGGAACGUCAGCCAGGCCAUCCAGGCAGUGAGGGAUUGUGGGUAUGAGAUCUCCAUGGGGCUCAUGCCCAAAUCCAUCGGCCCUGUCACAUUUUGUUUCACUGGAACCGGCAACGUGUCAAAGGGAGCCCAAGACAUCCUCAACGAGCUUCCUGUUGAAUAUGUUGAACCUCACGAGUUGAAGGACGUCUCAGGAACUGGAGAUAUGACCAGAGUUUACGCCACCGUCCUGAGCCGACAUCACCACCUGAUGAGGAAAAGCGACGGCAUCUAUGACCCCAUGGAGUACGAGAACCAUCCAGAGCUGUACACCUCACACUUCAGGACAAGUGUGGCGCCUUACACAACAUGUCUGAUCAAUGGCAUUUACUGGGAUCCCCACACCCCUCGACUGCUCAGGCGACUCGAUGUACAGAAGCUGAUGAGACGGUCCAAAACCUUUUCUACAGUCAGGGGAUCACUAGAGAUGCCUCACAAGCUGCUGGCCAUCUGCGACAUAUCAGCUGACACCGGAGGCUCCAUAGAGUUCAUGAAUGUAUGCACCACCAUCGAUAAGCCUUUCUGUAUGUACGACGCUGACCAGCACAUAGACCACGACAGUGUGGAGGGAAAUGGCAUCCUCAUGUGUUCCAUCGACAAUCUUCCCGCUCAGCUCCCCCUUGAAGCCACAGAGUACUUUGGAGACCGACUCUUCCCUUACAUCUGGGAGAUGCUUCCUUCAGACGCCACCAGACCUCUGGAGGAAGAGGAAUUCAGCCCGCAAGUCAGAGACGCUGUCAUCACCUCAAACGGAGCACUCACCCCAAAGUUUGAGUACAUUGAAAAACUUCGCGAAAGAAGGGAGAAGGCUCAGAUCAUGAACAAGACUGGAAUGAAGCGAGUUCUGCUGCUGGGUUCGGGAUACGUCUCUGGACCUAUUGUUGAGUAUCUGACUCGAAAUGAAAAGACACAGGUCACUGUGGCGUCGGUGCUGCUGAAACAGGCGGAGGAGCUGGCAGCUAAAUAUCCCAACACCAUUCCCAUCACGCUGGAUGUCAGCAGCCAAGAAGGACACCUCGACUCUCUGGUCAAAGAUCACAACUUGGUCAUCAGCAUGCUGCCAUACACUUUUCACCCGCUCAUCGCCAAACACUGCAUCAAGAGGAAGGUGAACUUGGUGACUGCCAGCUACCUGAGUCCUGCCAUGAAGGAACUGCACAGCAGUGCGGUGGAGGCGGGCAUCACUGUAGUGAAUGAGAUGGGACUGGACCCGGGUAUCGACCACAUGCUAGCCAUGGAAUGUAUCGACCAGGCCAAAGCUGAAGGCUGCAUGGUGGAGUCCUACAGCUCCUUCUGUGGUGGUCUUCCUGCUCCGGAAUCUUCAGACAAUCCUCUUCGCUACAAGUUCAGCUGGAGUCCGUACGGCGUCCUCCUCAACACCAUCAGCCCCGCCACCUUCCUCAAAGACAACCAGGUGGUGAGCAUCCCAGCCGGCGGGUAUCUGAUGGACUCCACCAUGCCGAUGGAUUUCCUUCCUGGUUUCAACCUGGAGGGAUUUCCGAACCGCAACAGCACCACAUACGCGGAGCCGUACGGCAUCCAGGCGGCACACACACUGAUCAGAGGAACGCUGCGCUUCAAGGGCUUCUCCAAGGCCAUGAGUGGUUUUGUCAAACUGGGUCUGAUUAACAGCGAGCCUUCUCCCAUUCUGCAGCCCACUUCAUCUCCUGUUUCCUGGAAAGAGCUCCUCUGUAACCAGAUUGGAUUGUCCUCCUCUGUGUCCCAUGAUGCCUUUGAAGAAGCCAUAUACGAUCACAUUGAAAAGGACGACUUCAGGAUGGAGACCCUGAGAUGGUUUGGGAUGCUGAGCGACGAGUCAGUGCCUCAGGCCGACAGUGUUCUUGCUGCCCUGACAAAACAUCUGGAAGCCAAGCUCUCGUUCAAUAAGGGUGAGCGAGACAUGAUCAUCUUGAGGAACGACGUUGGGCUUCGCCACCCGACGGGUGAGCUGGAGACCAAACACAUCAGUCUGGUGGUGUACGGUGACCCCAGUGGUUUCUCUGCCAUGGCCAAGACUGUAGGAUACCCCGCAGCCAUAGCUGCUCGCAUGGUCCUUGACGGUGAAAUCUGUUCAAAGGGUCUGGUGGUUCCAAUGACAAAGGAGGUCUAUGGGCCAGUGCUGGCCCGACUGAAGGAGGAAGGACUGCACUUCAUGUCCAAAAGCACCCUGGAGGAGUAGAACUCAGCCUCCAAAGACAACCAACAACUCCCUUUAAAUCCCAAAAAGCAACUCCAGAGAUAUUGAUUACAAUCCACAAGUAAUUAGUUGCCUUAUUACCAACUUCAUCCAAACAUCAGACAGACUCCAACUCAUCCGUCUGCUGGUGGGUUUGAUAAGUUAAAUAUCAUUAAUGUUUUUAGUUUUUUUAUUAAUAUGUGAAAGAUGAAGAAGGGUUGAAAGCAGGAAAAUGUUAAAUGUUUUAAUGUCUAAAAGUUGUUUUUUUAUUGUUUUGAAUUUGUUCUGUUUCAGAGAAAAGUUCUUCUGUGAAGAUGUUUAAAAAGCCAACAGAUAUAAUUCUAUUUUAGGCAUUACAAUUUUAAAACAUUAAAAGCACAAACAUCAUCUCACUACCCAAGUCAAACUACUGUAUUGACCAGGUCUGACAGGGAUUUGAAAAUACAUUUCCUGGAGACUUUCUGACGUCCAUCAUAAAAACUGGGAGCGAUGCUUCAAAUGAGUAAAACCCUUUUAAACCCUUUCACAUAAUAAAUCUGCAAAGUUUUGUAAAGUGUUUUCCUGAAAUUAACAAAGCUGUUAAGCCUUUCCUUGUUCCUUUCUCUAUCAGCACAGUGUCUGUAUUACUGCUGGUUUCUGUGUUAAUUCAAAACCCAACAGACCUAGCUCAAUGCUGCACUGGCUCAAAACUAUCAUAAACUACAACAAGAAAGGCAUUUGGCCCUUUCUUACACCCGGCGCAGAGCAGCACCAAGUGCAAAGGAAGUGUCUUUAGUUUUGAACUGAAGCAAUUUUCAUUUUGAGGUGGCAGAAAAGUGAUUGAGCAAAAAAACCUGGUCUGAAGUCAGCGUUCAUUCUUACUUCAGGGCUCGACAUUAACAGCCCUUACACUUGAUGAAUAAAUGACAUGAAAAUGCAAAAAUGAAUCAGUGAAUAUUUCAAAUAUACAACAUUUAUUCUGGCAGUAAUUAGAACACUAUCAAUAAAAAGCUGAAUUAAAUUUGCAUAAGCUCAUUCUUUAAAAAAAAAAAAAAGGAAACCGAGCAGCAUCUGGCUGUCUGCCUGAGGUUGUCUGCACUAUGGUUCGAUUGGCUAAUAACUUUAUUGGCAUGCAAAAGGUCAGAACUGGAAAAAGUUUAAUGGAAUUCAAUCAUUUGCUGUACACACUGUAUGGAUGCUUUCAACUGUUUGUGUGCUAAAAAGAAAAGAAGUGGAUUUGGACACUAAGAGCACCUGCUCCAUGUGCUGAGGUUGCAAAAAAAUACCCCCCAAAAGGCAAUUGUCUUAGUAACAGAGAAGCUUCUGUAAACAUUUAUGUUAAAACAAUUAUGUUCAGCUGAUUUGUACAGGAUCAUGACUAUCAUUUUGUUUUUUUUGGUUGGCAUUUAACAUGCAAUGCUCUUGACAUGAUCAAGAACAGCUCAAAGUAAGAAAUCAUUAUCUCACGACACCCAUUUAAUAGUCUUUAUUUUGAGAGUUUCUCCAGGUAUCCAGGAAAAAUAUCAGACCCCAUGUGUGGGAUUUGAAAAAACUUUAACCCCAAUAGUGGUAAUAACUAAUAGUGAUAGUAACAUUUUGCCACCUGAAUAUGUUCAAAUAUGAGAAAAAGUUAUAAUCGUGCAGGGACAUGCAGCAAAUGGUCCAGGCUGCCAAGAAUCGAACCAGGAACCACUUGAUCAAGGCGGCUGUCACGUCAACUGUUUGUGGAGUUAUUAUGACCUCCUCUUGUGCCCCAAUUCAGCAUUUACCAAACAUUUAAUAAAAGGCUAAUUGUAGUCAUACACAGUCAUAAGGACAUUUUAAGUGUCUGUUAAGAAAGGGUUGUAGUUGUUGAAAAAUACUCAACAAUAACAUUUAUAUCUAUGAUUACAUUAUAAAUUAAAUUUUUGUAAUGUGCUAAUGAAUGCAGAAAUGUAUUACCCACCAUGUUUAUUUGCAAUGUCAGGUAUGGCCUACUGUAUACUUUUAGUCUGUCAGCAUUACUGAUGUAGCCGUUAUGAUUACAUGUAACACCACUUUCCAAUGCCAUCAUUACAUCAGAGUAUUGUAGAGAAAACUCAGGUUUACCUCUAAACUCUGAAGUUGGUUACAAAAACAGGGAUCUCAACAAGUAACAUCUAAUUAUUUCCAUAAAGCAACAACAGGGCAAAUUUGUGAUUAUGCUUAUUUGAAAUGUAUCUUGUUUUUAAAGCAUGUAGGCCACAGACAUGGGGUAGCUAUUUAAAUUAUAAUCUGCAAUACUGUUUUGAAUAUUCAAACCUAAUAGUAUAAUGAAUUAAAAAUCAUCUUGGGAUAGUAAACAUACAAAU